Messenger RNA from Ctenopharyngodon idella (grass carp), 2961 nucleotides. It is a transcript of the gene cd44b, whose product is annotated as CD44 molecule (Indian blood group) b. The record is from RefSeq and is a predicted model, not a curated record. Gene Ontology annotation, molecular function: cytokine receptor activity; hyaluronic acid binding. Gene Ontology annotation, biological process: cell adhesion; inflammatory response; positive regulation of ERK1 and ERK2 cascade. NCBI's taxonomy places the organism in Eukaryota, Metazoa, Chordata, Actinopteri, Cypriniformes, Xenocyprididae. Gene Ontology annotation, cellular component: macrophage migration inhibitory factor receptor complex; plasma membrane; basolateral plasma membrane. The coding region runs from base 328 to 1821 and encodes 497 amino acids. The transcript has 8 exons.
GCUUAUGGUAGAUGCAGUAGAUCAUGAGGUGAAGGAUGAAUCAGGAAUCAUGGCAGUCAGUGUUGUACAGAUAAACAGAUUCACUCUCUGAACACACUGAAGGAGAGAGAGAGACAGAGAGCAGUUGAGGGAGGAGUAGAAGGGAGCGUUCAAACACGCACCACCCUUUCCUCUCAUCUCUAUUAGUGCUGACACUGAAACCUCAUCUCACAAUACUCCAAAUUUACAGCAAACUCUAUCCCAGCUCUAUUCUACAGGUAGCAAAGUCCCUUCUGGAUUGAAGAGCAACCCUUCACUCGCACGGCUCACACUCACAGAUUCAUCAGGAUGUGGAUGGUGCUGCUGGGACUCGUGUCUGGAUUACUGGCCUCCUCCAGAUCAGAGGCGACCACAGCUGUCAGGUUGGUGAAUGGACCCAACCUGUGUUCUGGAAGAGUGGAGGUUCUCCACAAUGGAAUAUGGGGAACAGUGUGUGAUGAUCUUUGGGAUUCUACAGACGCGGAAGUGGUGUGUAGAGAACUGGGCUGUGGGAGUGUUAUAGAGGCAAAGAGUUCUUCUUAUUUUGGACAAGGUUCUGGACAAAUAUGGUUGGAUGAUGUCCAGUGCCGUGGGAAUGAACCUACACUGAAAAACUGUUCAUCAAGUGGAUGGGGAUCACAUAACUGUAGGCACAGUGAAGAGGCUGGAGUCAUCUGCCAAGUUGUCAGGUUGGUGAAUGGACCCAACCUCUGUUCUGGAAGAGUGGAGGUUCUCCACAAUGGAAUAUGGGGAACAGUGUGUGAUCAUCUGUGGGACUCUACAGACGCGGCCGUGGUGUGUAGAGAACUGGGCUGUGGAAGUGUUAUAGAGGCAAAAAGUGCUGCUUAUUUUGGACAAGGUUCUGGACAAAUAUGGUUGGAUGAUGUCCAGUGCCAUGGGAAUGAAUCUUCACUGAAAAACUGUUCAUCAAGUGGAUGGGGAUCACAUAACUGUGGACACAGUGAAGAUGCUGGAGUCAUCUGCCAAGCUGUCAAGUUGGUGAAUGGACCCAACCUCUGUUCUGGGAGAGUGGAGGUUCUCCAUAAUGGAACAUGGGGAACAGUGUGUGAUGAUCUGUGGGAUUCUACAGACGGGGCAGUGGUGUGUAGAGAACUGGGCUGUGGGAGUGUUAUAGAGGCAAAGAGUGCUGCUUAUUUUGGACAAGGUUCUGGACAAAUAUGGUUGAAUAAUGUCCAGUGCCGUGGGAAUGAACCUACACUGAAAAACUGUUCAUCAAGUGGAUGGGGAUCACAUGACUGUGAGCACAAAGAAGAUGCUGGAGUCAUCUGCCAAGCAGUCACAACACGCCAACAAAACGCUGGAGCGGAAGAUAAUGAAACUUCAACGUCUGAGGAGUUGGGAGAUUCAUCAGUGUCUACUCCAGUUCUCUGGACACAAACCAGUGCCACAUGGAGCCCAGUGGAGGACAAUGAGACCGAUCAGACACAUGAUAUAGACCAUACAGAGCAUAUAGAGGAGUCCACAACCUCACAACUAAAUACACACACCACAGAGCUGGCAAUGGGCAAGAGAACGUCCACUCAUGAAACACCCGCCAAUAAAACAGCUCCAGGAGAUGUCAACCCAAACCACAGAUCUUCAGGAUCAGAUACGGUCAGGUCAUCAAACUGGCUGGGCAUUUUCUUGACAAUAUUGGCAGUUCUCCUCGUUGUGCUUCUCUGUGUUAUUGUAGCAAAAAGAAAAAGAUGGUGUGGCAAGAAACAAAGCAGCAGUGCAGAAAAUGGUGCAUCAGCGUCAAUCACUCGGGAGCAGGAGAUGGUCACACUCAUGAACACUGAAUAGAUCCCGAGGAACAGCAGCUCAGAGCUUGUCAACAGAGAAAACAUUCUAAAACAUGACCAGAGAAAGUGACAUAGCAAAAAACAAACAAACAAACAAAAAAGCUUUGAGACUAAGGGCCAGAUUUACUGAUAGAAUUAUAAGCGCAAACAUUAGUAAAUCGCGUUGCAUGAUUCAUUUAAAUACUCUCCUCCCAUAAAUUUUGCGACUGAAAGGGAAACUUCUACAGAUGCAUAUGCAAUAAGGUCAGCCACAAAAACAACUCAGUCCACGCCUUUUCAGUGCUAAUUUUACACUGCGUGUCUGUAGUAAAUCCCGACAGUAGUUUUUUAACGGCAAAAGAGGGUUUGCACUGGCUCAAGCUGUUAGUAUAUCUGGCCCUAACACCGUGUCCUAACUAGCCGCGACGGUGUCACGCAAUGAUUCUAUUUCAGAAAUGGUUUCUAUUUUUCUGCGACGUUGUGGCUAGAACAACAACACAAAGUAUGGUAAUGAUAAUCUAAGGUACAGUUUAUGUGCUUUAUUUAAUGUUAAAAGCAUCUAAUGUGAGUUUGAAUAUCAUUUUGUGUGUUUUUUUGUAGCCAAACUGAAAGCAACAAUAGACAUUUCAUCUCAGAUUUUCAAAAUAAAUAAAAGGAAACAGUAACGUUCAAACUGUUAACUCAUUGUGAACAGACAAGUGUAUUCUAUGACAAAGAUUGUUUCAGUAACUCAGUAUGUUUUUUUAAUAAUGUUAAAAAAGUGUAAUAUUCAUGAAUUUGGCUACGUACUUAUCAAUUUCGUUGUGAGUGCCGGGAGCUUGCCGAGAGAGCCUGCCCACGCGCUCUUCUGAUUGGCUGUGAUUUUUUAUUGACUUUAUCGUAUCUCAUAAUCGCGUCGCAUCAAAAUAAGGUGAAGGAUGUAAGGAUCAAAUCUGAGUUCUUGAGAACAACCUGCUGUAUUUUUGUGUGUGUGUAUUCAUUUUAUAUUUCAGUAUUAAGUGAUUUUUAAUUUUACACUAGUGUAUAUGUGAAAAGUGAUUUUUUUUUUUUCUCCAGUGGCUUUGCUUGGUAUAAUAACACUGGUGAAAUCAGUGCUUGUCAGAUGAUAGACACAACUAAGAUUGUUUAAUAAACUCAGUUGUUUCUGUCACUUGGUCUCCUG